GUGUCAUCUCUAUCGGUUCCACAUCAAGUUUGCAUUUGCUCGCAUUUUGGGUUUGUUUUGAUUUGUAUUUAAUAAAAAAAUCCAAAAUGUCAGAGACCAUGGCGGAAGAAAAGCCUAAAGAUAAGUCUAGGGGAAACCGGCGCAAGGACAAAAAGGACAAGACCAAUCAGGUCAUCAAGAUUGUGAUGCGGCAUUUGCCGCCCACCAUGACGGAAGCCGACUUCCUGGACCAGGUGGGUCCUUUGCCGGAGAACGACACCUACUACUACUGCCCGGCGGACUGGUCCCUGGGCCAGGAGGCCACCUGCCGCGCCUACAUCGACAUGUCGAUGAAGGACAUCGCCGACGUGCUGCAGUUCCGGGACCGAUUCGACGGCUAUGUCUUCGUGGACACCAAGGGCGUCGAGUACGUGGCCAUUGUGGAGUACGCCCCCUUCCAGUGCUUCCUCAAGAACAAGGCCCGGAACGACGACAGCAAAGUGAACACCAUCGAGAGCGAGCCCCACUACCAGGAGUUCAUCCAGCGGCUGGCCGACGAGCGGGAGGAGGCCAGUCGGAUGGGCGACGUCAAGAUCGACUUUUGCUUCGACCGCCGGGCGGACGAGAAGGUCAAAUCCACGCCCCUGCUGCAGUACCUGGCCAACAAGAAGGAGAAACGCCGCGAGGAGGCCCGCAAGCGGAACGAGGAGAAGCGCAAGCAGCGCGAGGAGCAGAAGCAGGUGCGUCUGGCGGAGCAAUCGGACGCAACCAAGUCCAAGGAGUCGGCUGGUGCUGGCGGGGACACCAAGAAGCCCGCCGGCAACAAUGCCAAUGCCAAGAAGGAUGGCAAGGAAACCCCGGCAUCCGCCGCUCAAGGCAACGACGCGGCCAAGACCUCGCGCUCCAAGCGGCGUACGGAGCGGGAUCAGCGGCGACGGGAGGAGCACGAGAAGCGCAAACUGGCCCAGCGGGAUAAGAAGAAGCCAGAGGGUCAGAGCCAGGGCAAACCCGAACAAGACAAACCUUCCGGCGGCAAGCAAAACCAAAAAAACACAAAGUCUAAGGCGGACAAGGACAUCGUCAUUCUCAAGAAGGAAAACAAACCACCAGAGGCAAAGGAUAGUGCGCAAUUGCCAACCACUUCAAGGGCAGCAGAAGAUUGCCAGGGAAAAACGACGACUGAAAACAGCGAGGUAACAGAAGCUGUCAAGAAAUUCAUCCAAGCUGCCGGCGGAGGUGCAAAGGAUAAAGGAACUAGCGCAAAAGCACAGGAUACAGCUGCCGAGGAGGCCAUCAAGGCAGCACGAUUCCGAGACUCAGAGGAGCGACGCAUUCGCAACAAGGAUCGUCCCUCGAUUGCCAUUUACCAACCCAAGGCGCGCAAUCGCAUAGGAUCGGAUGAUUUGCCACAAGGCACGGGUAAAGACUGUUCGGAUGGAGAGGCUUCCGUGGUGGAGGAAAAGUCGGCCAAGAAGAACAAACGCUCCAACCGGCGCAACAAAUCGAAGCCCCAGGAAGUCAAGGAAGAGAAUCAGGAUGAAGCUCGACGCGUUUCCAAAUCCUCGGAGAGCAGCAACAGUGCCAACUCCACCAAAGCCGUCAAAUAGCGUUAACGUAAGGACUUUAUUGUUAAAUAAACGUUGCACAUUUGGAUGGGGCAGUCAUGGGUCAAUAGAACUCGUCCUCCAUUUCCAUCUGUGUACACGAUUUUUGAUUA
This is a messenger RNA of Drosophila gunungcola (fruit fly), 1696 nucleotides long. It is a transcript of the gene Upf3, whose product is annotated as regulator of nonsense transcripts 3B. The coding region runs from base 87 to 1586 and encodes 499 amino acids. The transcript has 3 exons. Gene Ontology annotation, cellular component: nucleolus; cytoplasm. Gene Ontology annotation, molecular function: mRNA binding. Gene Ontology annotation, biological process: positive regulation of translation; nuclear-transcribed mRNA catabolic process, nonsense-mediated decay. The record is from RefSeq and is a predicted model, not a curated record. Lineage: Eukaryota; Metazoa; Arthropoda; Insecta; Diptera; Drosophilidae.